Molecule: messenger RNA, 2710 nt
Organism: Hyalella azteca
Lineage: Eukaryota; Metazoa; Arthropoda; Malacostraca; Amphipoda; Hyalellidae
Exons: 14
Coding region: 507-2249 (580 amino acids)
Cellular component (GO): nucleus
Molecular function (GO): nucleic acid binding; zinc ion binding
Source: RefSeq, a predicted model, not a curated record
CUAGCUAUGAGCUAGCCUAUGGAGUAUUUCUAUGAGUCUACAAAAAAUACAUUUUUAGUCGUUUGAACGAGCUUUGAAAAAUAAACGGGUACAGUACAGUUUCAGCUUGCCUUAAAACCAAGAAAUUUCUUUGUAAUUUCGUCCUUCGUAGAGUUCAUUUACCAUGUGAGCAAUAUAUAUUCAUUGACAACAGGCUUUUUUUUAGCGAUUUGUGCAACCAAAUUUAAGUGGGAAUAUAAAAUGGAAUGAAUUGUCGAAAAUACGUUUCCUUUACGGUCUAUAUAAAAAAUGAUGUAUUUAUAGGUAAAAUAUAACUUAGGAAAUUUAUUUGAAUAGUUACGCACGUGUGGCGUUGGCUCCUCGUUCAAACGACGUUGCACGAGGUUUUCGUUCGAUUAGACGGCUUCUAUGCCUGCGUGUAAACGAUGAUUCUGGCAUUUGUCGAGGAGCGCAAUGCUGUCGUUGAUCAUUUGAUUGAUGUGUCUAUUAAGCUAUGGUGAUAUGGUAUGAUGGAGCCGUGCAGACCAGCAGUGGUGGCUGACACCAAAGUUAAGAUAGCUGAUGAUGCUGUUGGUGAACCUGCCCACAAAAGAGCUAGAUAUUCCAUAAAGAUGGACGCAGAUGUACUCGUACAAGAAGCCGUUGAGAAUGGCAUGCUCACACGUCGACCUGGAGAAAGGGAGGAGUUUAAAUGUGAGCUAUGCCUGUGCUAUCUGACGGGAUUUGUACCUGCUGUGGACCAUCUCAGGGGCUCCAGUCACGAAAAGAUUUUCUUGCAGCAACACAGCGGAACUGUAGCGGUGAUCCCAGGGACACAGGAGACUGCCUCUGGAGAAGAUUUAGCUGUGGAUUUGAAAAAUUUGGUUGAAGCCGGAGUUCUUGUGCACAAGAUUGAGCAUGGAAUUACAAGUAUAUUCUGCAAUGCCUGUCAGGCUCACAUGAAUGGCAGUCUGCCUGCCAUCGGCCACAUUCAGGGUGCCCAGCAUUCGAAAAGAAUGCGCAGUUGGACGUCAACGGCCGGCUCUGCAAGUGCUGCUGCUCUCAACUCCAGCUUGCCCAAGGAAUCUGUUCAUGUCAACGUUUCAUCAAACUCGUGUAAACUUGAAGACGAAGUUUCGAAGGGUGUGAUGCUCAAAAUAACAAUGGGCAGUGUGAUCCACUACAAAUGUAGCGUUUGUAACACCACCAUGACUGGCGAGCCUCCUGCCCUCACCCACAUCGCUGGAGAACGCCAUCGGAAAGCUCUCAUCAGAGCUGCAACUUCUCUCAACUGCUCAUCAGUAUCGUCGCCGGGAACUUCACGUACGUCGAGUUCCCUCACGCAGGCCUUCAAGUCUGAACGUUCAAGUGACGUUCAUGAUUCUGCUGCUGCGGCUAAUAAGACCGAUGAGGAGAUUAUGAAUGAGGCUCUUGAUAGUGGCGUUCUGCGGCGGACACACGCACACUUCUUCAAAAUUGAAGAGUAUGAGUGCACUGUCUGCAGGAAAACCAUGACCGGCUGCACGCCUGCCGUGGCGCAUUUGAAGGGUAUUUCCCAUGUCAAGGCGCUGCGUCAACGGUCCGGAUCUUCUUCUCCAUUUUCAUCCAGUACGAACUCAUCCUGCUCUGAUCUUGUAGCUGCCUCAGGCGACCAGGACUGCAAGAGGAUUGAAGCAGCGGUCGCUGCAGGAAUGGUCAACCGUGCCGCUAAGAGAUGCAUAGUGUGUGACCUGGUGCAUGAAAGCUACUCGGAUCUAGAAAGGCACCUCGGGAGCGAAUAUCAUCGAAAAAAUGAAAAGCGUUGGGCUGCCAAAAAGGAACCGGUUGAUACGUUGCUGAAGACUCGUUCGGACAUCCUCUCGGCGCUGCCCGUGUUGGACGGUCAACUUAAUCUGGCGGCAUUUGUUGAACGCGGCGAAGUCCUGGUGCUGGAACGUAACGGCAGCGAGGACUACAAGUGUGUUCGCUGCGACGUCAUCCUCAAUGCUGUGGACUCUCUGCGUGCUCAUCUGCUCGGCAGUAAACAUCGGAAGGGCAGCAGGCCUACAGCAGGAGAGGGCCAACUGCCUGUUCCGUCUUCUCCUCGUUCUGCUGUUCUUUCUCACGACACAGCUGACGGCGACAGCUCCUCCUCAGACGACAGCUCGGACGUCGAAACUCCAAUUUUCAUAGCAGCUGACCAAAGCUUAGACCAAAACGUGGAAUUUAUGAAUCAUGUCGCAAAAAUGAGACGUCGGCAUGCCCGGCGCAAAGUUAGAAACAUGAUAUGAUAGAAUUAGUUGGCGAACAUUUAUCAGGGUUACGAGUUUUUUGGGUAGGUAUAUUUUGCUUGAACACUCUUACUUUUUUGUUGAACAAAUAUGAUAUUGUUAUUCAAUAAUGUAGGUCCUAGAUUCAACUUUCUGCUAGUAGAGGAUUUUUGAUGAUUAUAUAACAAAGGAAAAUUUACAUUAAAAGUCAGGUAUUCAUUUGCGUUUAGUCACAUGUUUGCUGGUGAAUACCAAAGUUAUUUGCUGCUAGAGAUAAGGUAAUAGAUAAGUGAUAUUCAGGUAAAAAUGGGCGCUAAUUGUGUUAGGAUAACGGAAAGGCAGUGAUCGUUUAUGAUAGAAAACUAGAAAUUCAAAGAAUGCUCUAACCAGUCAUGUGCGGUCAGGGUUACUUAUCUUUAUCUGCUUCUCAUAGUUAUUUACCAGGUUGCAAGAUGGCUUCAACUUGUAAUUAAAAAAUAGUU